GACAUUAAAUUUUGCUGUCGCGCCAAUCGGGUACGUCCACAUGCCACAUGCGUACCACUAAUAAAUUUGAUGUUUGUAGAAGUUGCAAAUUAUUUACAUUUUUUAAAAUAAACGCUAGAAAAAUACUUCUCUACAUAUUUUUUUCAUAUAGAAUAAAUAAAUGAACUAUUGUAAAUACAAACUUCAACUUAUUGUAUUAAUAAAAAUUUAGUUAGUUAUAAAAAUAAAGCGCAUGUCAUGUUAUAUCAAGAACGUGGCGUUUGUUAGAGCUAGUUUCCACACAAUCAGAAAUUAGAACCGUGUAGUGAACAGUGUUAGAAACUAUAAGGGUUUUAGGACUUUUAAUAUAUAAUUUUGUUGUUAGAAAAUGAUUACUAUGUAUAAUUCAAUUAGUUGUACUUGAGAAAAAAAAAUUUAACUAUAACUCUCAAAUAAUAUUACUUGCAAAAUUGUGACAGUGCAAAAUCAAAAAUUUUGAGGUUAUAAUUUACUUUGUACUUACACGUUUUUUUUAAUAGUAAACGAAGUGACACUCGGGCGCUAUGGAAGACGGCCACACCAAAACGGUUGAAGAAGUGUUAAGGUACUUCGAUACUGAUGUUGAUCGUGGUCUUUCUCUCGACCAAGUUAAGAAAAAUCAAGAAAAAUAUGGACCUAAUGAACUUCCUGCGGAAGAAGGCAAAUCCAUAUGGCAAUUAGUUCUAGAACAAUUCGAUGAUCUACUAGUCAAGAUUUUAUUAUUAGCUGCUAUAAUUUCUUUUGUAUUAGCUUUAUUUGAAGAACACGAUGGCGCUUUCACUGCAUUCGUAGAACCCUUUGUAAUUCUAUUAAUUCUCAUAGCAAACGCAGUAGUAGGUGUUUGGCAGGAACGAAAUGCGGAAUCGGCCAUCGAAGCACUCAAAGAAUACGAACCGGAAAUGGGUAAAGUUGUUCGACAAGACAAAUCCGGUAUCCAGAAAAUCAGGGCGAGAGAAAUAGUACCCGGUGACGUAGUAGAAAUUUCUGUAGGAGAUAAAAUUCCCGCCGAUAUCCGUAUCAUCAAAAUCUACUCUACUACACUCCGUAUCGAUCAGUCUAUAUUGACCGGAGAAUCGGUAUCAGUAAUUAAACACACCGAUCCUAUACCAGAUCCUAGGGCAGUAAAUCAAGACAAGAAAAACAUCCUGUUUUCCGGUACUAACGUAGCCGCCGGUAAAGCUCGAGGCGUCGUUAUCGGAACCGGUCUCAAUACCGCCAUCGGUAAAAUCAGAACGGAAAUGUCGGAAACCGAAGAAAUCAAAACUCCCCUACAACAAAAAUUGGACGAAUUCGGCGAGCAAUUAUCUAAAGUAAUCUCGGUUAUAUGCGUCGCCGUAUGGGCCAUUAACAUCGGUCAUUUCAACGAUCCAGCUCACGGGGGCUCUUGGAUUAAAGGCGCCGUCUAUUAUUUCAAAAUAGCCGUAGCUUUAGCCGUAGCCGCUAUACCCGAAGGUCUUCCUGCCGUAAUCACGACUUGUCUCGCUUUGGGUACCCGUCGUAUGGCGAAGAAAAACGCCAUCGUCAGAUCAUUACCUUCCGUAGAAACUCUAGGUUGUACUUCGGUUAUUUGUUCCGAUAAAACCGGUACUCUUACUACUAAUCAAAUGUCCGUAGCUAGGAUGUUUAUAUUCGAAAAAGUCGAAGGUAACGACAGCAGUUUCCACGAGUUCGAAAUCACCGGUUCAACUUACGAACCUAUUGGAGAAAUAUUCCUCAAAGGACAGAAAGUUAAAUGUUCGGAAUUCGAAGCCCUCCAAGAAAUCGGUACCAUUUGCAUAAUGUGUAACGAUUCCGCUAUCGAUUUCAACGAAUUUAAACAGGCCUUCGAAAAAGUGGGCGAAGCCACCGAAACCGCUCUCAUAGUAUUAGCGGAAAAGAUGAAUCCUUUCAAUGUCGUCAAAACCGGUGAUAGAAGACAAGUUGCCAUAUGCGUCAGACAAGAUAUCGAAACUAAAUGGAGGAAAGAAUUUACUUUGGAAUUUUCCCGCGAUCGUAAAUCCAUGUCUUCUUAUUGCACACCACUUAAACCGUCUCGCUUGGGAACUGGACCUAAACUAUUCGUUAAAGGAGCACCCGAAGGUGUAUUGGAAAGGUGUACGCACGCUAGAGUCGGUACUCAAAAAGUACCUCUAACCAGCGCUCUCAAAAAGAAAAUUGUGGAUCUUACUGCUCAAUACGGUUGUGGACGUGAUACUCUGCGUUGUCUCGCGUUGGCUACCGCUGAUAACCCGAUGAAACCGGAAGAAAUGGACUUGGGUGAUUCCUCGAAAUUCUAUACCUAUGAAGUGAACCUCACUUUCAUCGGUGUCGUCGGUAUGUUGGAUCCCCCGCGUAAGGAAGUAUUCGAUUCCAUCGUUCAAUGUCGCGCCGCUGGUAUCAGAGUUAUUGUCAUCACCGGAGAUAAUAAAGCCACUGCAGAAGCUAUCUGUAGACGUAUCGGGGUUUUCGGUGAAGAUGAAGAUACCACCGGGAAAUCGUAUUCCGGUCGUGAAUUCGAUGAUUUGCCAACGUCGGAACAAAAAGCCGCUUGCGCUAGAGCCAGGUUAUUCUCGAGAGUGGAACCCGCUCACAAAUCCAAAAUCGUGGAAUAUUUACAAAGCAUGAACGAAAUAUCUGCCAUGACUGGUGAUGGUGUAAACGACGCUCCGGCAUUAAAGAAAGCCGAAAUCGGUAUCGCCAUGGGUUCCGGAACCGCCGUAGCUAAAUCUGCGUCUGAAAUGGUAUUGGCUGAUGAUAAUUUCUCGUCUAUUGUCGCAGCAGUUGAAGAAGGACGCGCUAUUUACAAUAACAUGAAACAGUUCAUCCGUUAUCUGAUUUCGUCUAAUAUCGGUGAAGUGGUGUCAAUUUUCUUAACAGCUGCUCUUGGUCUUCCGGAAGCUCUCAUUCCGGUACAACUUUUGUGGGUGAACUUGGUAACUGACGGUCUUCCAGCUACUGCUCUCGGUUUCAAUCCACCAGAUUUAGAUAUUAUGAAGAAACCUCCGCGUAAAGCCGACGAAUCUUUGAUAUCUGGUUGGUUGUUCUUCAGAUAUAUGGCUAUUGGAGGUUACGUAGGUGCUGCCACCGUUGGAGCUGCUGCAUGGUGGUUCAUGUACAGUCCUGAAGGACCUCAAAUGAACUACUACCAAUUGACUCAUCAUUUGCAAUGUAGCGGAGGCGGUCCCGAUUUCAAAGGUGUGAAUUGUAAAGUUUUCAACGAUCCCCAUCCAAUGACCAUGGCUCUAUCUGUCUUGGUAACAAUUGAAAUGUUGAACGCCAUGAACAGCUUAUCGGAAAAUCAAUCUUUGAUCGCCAUGCCCCCAUGGUGCAAUUGGUGGUUGAUCGGCUCAAUGGCUCUCUCAUUUACACUUCAUUUUGUUAUAAUCUACGUUGACGUUCUCUCCGCCGUAUUCCAGGUGUGUCCAUUGACAAUAGAAGAAUGGAUGACAGUGAUGAAAUUUUCAAUUCCAGUAGUAUUACUCGACGAAACAUUGAAAUUCGUCGCCAGAAAAAUUGCAGACGUUGGUGAAGUCGUUGUUGAUAGAUGGUAAAGCUGCAGCACACUAUGACUCCUAGCUUUCUAAAAUAUCUUUCUAGAUUAAUGUUUAAAAGACAUUGUUGGCUUUUUCUUAUUUAUUUUUCUAACGGAUAGCUUUUAGCAUCCAUUUAUUUUUACUCGCUAGCAAAUAUGCAAUUUAUUUUUUGCUAAAAUCACAAUCGCUUUAUUUAUUUUUCGCUAUAUUUUUGAUUCAACCUGUGAUUUGGUUUAAAUUUCAUUUCUCCAGAGUCUUUGUAUGAACCGGGUAUGUCUGACUUCAGCAAGAAAUCAAUUGUCUAGAGUAAUGGAGACGCUGGCAUACAAAGACUCGAUAUAAUCAAAAAAGUGUACAUAUAACUAAGACAAAUUUGGAAAUAGAAAUUGUUAUUGUUUUGCCCCCAACGUGGUGUAAAACGUCGAUAAUUUGAGAUCAGCACAGACUGGAAUUUACAAGAGAGGGGGAAGUAGCCUCCUCGCACCUCCCCUGAUUGUUGUCGCUCCACGUUGUUUUUAGUUUAGUUAAAUUUUAGCCGUGGGUGUUAGUUCGAUAUUAAUUUUAUAUAAACGCUUUACCUGGUUUCAAUUAAAGUCGGUUUGUACUAAUCAAAUAUGUUUACAUGUUUGGGAUUGAGAUGAGAUUGGGCAAUUGUCAUAUUUUGGAGGAAUACGACGGUUUGAGCUGGUCUCGAUUAAGUAAGGUUGCACUUGUAUGAGCAACCAUGUAUAAGUUAUACAUUGUAAUUUACAUCAGUUUUGUAAAACAAGAUUAUUUGUGUAAAUAAAGUGACGGCUUUCUGGCUGUCGUAAAUUUAUAA
This is a messenger RNA of Diorhabda sublineata, 4350 nucleotides long. It is a transcript of the gene SERCA, whose product is annotated as calcium-transporting ATPase sarcoplasmic/endoplasmic reticulum type. The record is from RefSeq and is a predicted model, not a curated record. Gene Ontology annotation, biological process: calcium ion transmembrane transport; intracellular calcium ion homeostasis. Lineage: Eukaryota; Metazoa; Arthropoda; Insecta; Coleoptera; Chrysomelidae. The coding region runs from base 543 to 3548 and encodes 1001 amino acids. Gene Ontology annotation, molecular function: ATP hydrolysis activity; ATP binding; P-type calcium transporter activity. The transcript is spliced from 12 exons. Gene Ontology annotation, cellular component: membrane.